ACCACGAGCAAGCCCAUGAUCUACAACUCAGUGAUAUGCGCAAUAUUCAGUGUAUUAGCGGUCUUCGAACAAAGUGGUUCGUUUUCACGUCGCCACGCUUCUUCUGGACUUCCAUGACUUUAAACUAUUUUUGUGUCAGUCUUGGAAGGGCGUGUAGUUGUCUAGCUCAGUCCAGUAGCGAGCUAGUAAAGGGAGUGCCCUGAAGAAGAUAGGCCAAGUUCAGGUAUGGGUGGUGUCAUGGAGGAGGAGGUGGUGCGGGGGUGCCUGAGGAGGUUCCUAGAGGAUUUCCCUGCUCCGCUGGGUCCUGAAGACCCCCUGCCUCUCAACCCCCUCAGCAGGAAGGUCACCCUGGACGAACUAAGAGGAGAGAGCCUGGAUCUGGGCUUACGCCUACUCAACACCAGAGACGCUCCUUCAACACUGAAUGCAGCCAUGUGCCACGCAGCCUUGGCUGAGCUGCUGAAGGCUGACCUUUCACCUUUCCACCUCCCCCAGGAAACCGAACAGCAGCAAGGAGAGGAACAGGAAGUUGUUUUGCUCCAAUCGGAGCCCGUCCAGCGGCUGUUUCUCAAUAAGCUUCGAGAGGUGGGUGUGGCUUGGCAUCAGAAUCUCCCCUCCCCUCUCCCAAUAGGAUCCUCCCGUUUCCUCAUGUGCUCCGCCCACGCCAUCAGGAACACUCGAAGGAAGAUGGAGGAUCGCCAUGUGACCCUCCCUGACUUCAACACACUCACUGGCCUCAAGGACGGUGUGGAGCGUGGUUACUAUGCUGUGUUUGACGGGCAUGGCGGCGUGGACGCUGCUAUCUAUGCCGCCACCCACCUGCACGUCACUCUCAGCCAGCAGGAGGAGCUGCAGAGCGACCCGGCCACUGCCUUCAAGACAGCCUUCACUCGCACUGAUGACAUGUUGAGAGGGAAAGCCAAGAGAGAGCGUCUUCGCAGCGGCACUACAGGCGUGGCGGUGCUGCUGCAAGGGGAGUGGCUUCAUGUGGCGUGGCUGGGAGACUCCCAGAGCAUGCUGGUCCGACGGGGACAAGACAUCACUCUGAUGGACCCACACAAGCCUGACAGAGAGGAUGAGAAGCAGCGUGUAGAAGGCCUGGGUGGAUGCAUCGUCUUCAUGGGCUGUUGGCGUGUCAACGGGACCUACGCCGUCUCUAGGGCCAUAGGGGACUUUGACCAGAAGCCGUAUGUCUCUGGCGACGCUGACUGUUCCUCCACACGGCUACACGGAGACGAGGACUACAUCCUCCUGGCCUGCGACGGUUUCUUCGACGUCGUCCGGCCCGCAGAGGUCCCGGCUCUGGUUCUCGGGGCGCUACGGGAGCAGGGGGAACCCCAGGGGGCUGUGGAAGGGGCUGGGUGUGAAGAGAUCUCAGAGGGUGUACUAGGGGAGCGAGUGGCCCAGGAGCUAGUAGCUCACGCCAAGGCAGCAGGCUCUAGUGAUAACAUCACUGUCAUGGUGGUGUUUCUAUGUCCUCCUGCACAGCUACUGCUCCAGGACCAGAGCAACAUCGCUGUUGCUACUGAGGGGCCAGCCCAGGAGUAGGGUAAAGUUGUCCCUAGGCACUGAUCUGGGGUAAGUUUUGUAUUAAUGGUUUGUACUAAUGGUUAAGGUUAGAAUUCGGGGGAGGGGGGGCUCACCGCUGAUCCUAGAUCUGUACCUAGGGGAAACUUCACCCCGGAGUGCCAGCCCAGGCCUCCAACUCCCAGAACACACAGGGGCUGUGAGACAGGAAGACUGCUGCUGUUACCCACAGUGCACGUGGGCAGGAAUUGGACUGGAUUUAAAAGGCAGUAUUUAUUAUGUAAUGACGUGACGGUGCCAAGCUUCUCGGUCACUGCGUGUUGUGUUCAGCCUUUUGAAUCAACGCUGGUGCUGAAACAGAUAUUCAACUGGACUGGAGAAGCUCUGUUCAUAACAAAACAAGUCUUAGCACAGACUAAUAGUUUCUACUAUGGUUCUGCCAAUGGUCAGAAUCCAGUGUGCUUCAAUAAGGUCCCUCUGGAUUCGUCAGGAGAUGUAAUGCAGAGCUGCCCAACCCUCUUCCUGGAGAUCUACUGUCCUGUAGGUUUUCAGUCCAACCCUCUUCCUGGAGAUCUACUGUCCUGUAGGUUUUCAGUCCAACCCUCUUCCUGGAGAUCUACUGUCCUGUAGGUUUUCAGUCCAACCCUCUUCCUGGAGAUCUACUGUCCUGUAGGUUUUCAGUCCAACCCUCUUGCUGGAGAUCUACUGUCAUCUAGGUUUUCAGUCCAACCCUCUUCCUGGAGAUCUACUGUCCUGUGGGUUUUCAGUCCAACCCUCUUCCUGGAGAUCUACUGUCCUGUGGGUUUUCAGUCCAACCCUCUUCCUGGAGAUCUACUGUCAUCUACGUUUUCAGUCCAACCCUCUUCCUGGAGAUCUACUGUCCUGUAGGUUUUCGGACUCCUCUUCCUGGAGAUCUACUGUCCUGUAGGUUUUCAGUCCAACCCUAAUUUAGCGGUUCUGAUUCAGCUAGUUAACGUCUUUGUUGAGCAGCUAAUUAAUAUAAUCAGGUGUGUUAAAUUAGGGUUGGACUGACAACCCACAGGGACUGUAGAUCUCCAGGAAGAGGGUUGGACUGACAACCUACAGGGACUGUAGAUCUCCAGGAAGAGGGUUGGACUGACAACCUGCAGGGACGGUAGAUCUCCAGGAAGAGGGUUGGACUGACAACCUACAGGGACUGUAGAUCUCCAGGAAGAGGGUUGGACUGACAACCUGCAGGGACGGUAGAUCUCCAGGAAGAGGGUUUGACUGACAACCCACAGGGACGGUAGAUCUCCAGGAAGAGGGUUGGACUGACAACCUACAGGGACUGUAGAUCUCCAGGAAGAGGGUUGGACUGACAACCUGCAGGGACUGUAGAUCUCCAGGGAGAGGGUUGGACUGACAACCUACAGGGACUGUAGAUCUCCAGGAAGAGGGUUGGACUGACAACCUACAGGAAUGGUAGAUCUCCAGGAAGAGGGUUGGACUGACAACCUACAGGAAUGGUAGAUCUCCAGGAAGAGGGUUGGACAGCCCUCAUUUAAGGGAUGUAGAACUCUGUUGGUGUCUCUAACAUACUCCCUCCAUUUCUCUUAGCGUCACCAAUUCUUUGGUAUCUCUGUUACAAGCUAAGGGAUAGAAUGCUGUCAUCCAUGCCUCAGGUUUUAUUUCAGAAGGGUGUGAUAGAAUUAUUCAGUUUCCUAACAUCUUGGAUUAAAAGGGCUGAGAGGAUUCAUCCUCUUGGAUUGUUCUAAAAACAAGAGGUAAACUAGAUGGGUCAUUUAUGUCAAUACCUCAAACCACUUUUACCCCUGUUGAUAUGAUGCGUGAUAUGUGCCAUUUUGUGUGUGUGUGUGUGUGUGGGCACGUGAACUGUACGCCAAGGUGUGUGUGUGUGUGUGUGUGUGUGUGUGUGUGUGUGCACUGUACUGUUCACACGUGUGAUGUGUAUUUUUGUCAUUUUAUUUUCUGCCUUUUAAACAUGAUGUCAAAACACUGUCCAGCAAGAACACAAGCAGUGUAACUUUCCCACCUAUAUCAGUAUUACGGACCAAACAGCCUUCUGUCCAUGGAUAUUAAAUAUAUCCUGUCCUCACUUCUUCAAGGCAUUAUCAGUGUUAAAAAUGUCUGGAUUUGGUUUUGAUGGAAAUCCAGGAUGGCAGCACUUCAGUUUUUUUGAGUCAGUGAGAGCCUACCGUGAGGGUUCGAGAAAGAGAGUUGGUUAAAACCUCUUUAAGAACUUUUGUGCCAAAUGCAAUUAGUCUUUGCAGCUCUUUUUUGUUUCUUGUGUGAAUUAGCAGCGUAGUCAUUCAUUAUCAGUGUUCCUGUGUGGUUUGUGUUUGGAGGAGUGUCUCUCUGUAGAUGCGGUGGUUGUCAGGUUGUAACAGUUCUCUAUUUGUAGUGCCUUCACUAGGUGUCUCUGCUCACUUACAGGGCGAACACUAGCUGACGGUUAGCUGAUUCCUUUAAUCAGGACAGAGAGAGUAGAGGGGCUUUCUACCUUUUUUGAUGUCUCCAAACUAACUCCUCACUCACAAACAGAUUUUGAAAUGAAUUUAAAAGCAAAAAAAAAGAAGUGUUUUAUUGGAGUAGAGCUAUGUGUAUCUAACCAACCUUUGGCUGUUUAACUUGUACACACACACACACACACACACACACACACAUAGUUAUGUAAUUCUCUGGACUUAGUUAGACAGUAUUUCCACUUCCUGUUUACUACCGCAGCUUUAUAAUCUUUAACAUACUCAUACCUAUAACCACUUGAUGUCAUUUAAACAUUUUAAAAACUAUUUUGAGUGUUUUUACCACUUUAGGCCUACUGUCGUCGUCCUUGUUGAACCGUGUAUUAAAACAACAUUUCCUAAAUCAA
Oncorhynchus keta (chum salmon) is the source of this 4378-nucleotide messenger RNA. It is a transcript of the gene ppm1f, whose product is annotated as protein phosphatase, Mg2+/Mn2+ dependent, 1F. Gene Ontology annotation, biological process: negative regulation of protein kinase activity; protein dephosphorylation. The transcript has 9 exons. The record is from RefSeq and is a predicted model, not a curated record. NCBI's taxonomy places the organism in Eukaryota, Metazoa, Chordata, Actinopteri, Salmoniformes, Salmonidae. Gene Ontology annotation, molecular function: protein serine/threonine phosphatase activity; cation binding. Gene Ontology annotation, cellular component: cytosol. The coding region runs from base 226 to 1548 and encodes 440 amino acids.